CCACCACCCGUCCUCCCGGAGUCUGUCGACCGAAGCCUUCGCCAUGGCCGAUAUCGAUGUCAAGAUUGCUGAAUGGAAGCUGGUCGAGGUUGGCCGCGUGGUGCUGAUCCGCCGCGGGCCCUUCGCCGGCAAGCUGGCUACCAUUGUCGAAAUUGUCGACCACAGACGUGUCCUCGUUGACGGUCCUUCCACCGAGGAGACCAAGAUCGUCCCCCGCCACGUCCUUCCUCUCGCCCACGCCACCCUCACCCACUUCGUUAUCCCCAAGCUCCCCCGUUCUGCCGGCACUGGCCCCGUGAAGAAGCUCUGGGAGAAGAACGAGAUCGACGGCAAGUGGGCUAAGAGCGGCUUUGCUCAGAAGACCGAGCGCGAUGAGCGCAGGAAGAACCUCACCGACUUCGAGCGCUUCAAGGUCCUCAGACUCAGGAAGCAGGCUCGCUUCGAGGUCCAGAAGGCUCACGCUAAGAUCAGGGCGGCUGCUCCUAAGUCAUAGAUGGUUUUUAUGAGGCUCGGUGCAUAGAGUGAUGGGGUACCUAGGGACGGUUUUACCU
This is a messenger RNA of Aspergillus ochraceoroseus IBT 24754, 551 nucleotides long. RefSeq names its product 60S ribosomal protein eL14. Gene Ontology annotation, molecular function: RNA binding; structural constituent of ribosome. Lineage: Eukaryota; Fungi; Ascomycota; Eurotiomycetes; Eurotiales; Aspergillaceae. The record is from RefSeq and is a predicted model, not a curated record. Gene Ontology annotation, biological process: translation; ribosomal large subunit biogenesis. Bases 44 to 493 code for a protein of 149 amino acids. The transcript is spliced from 4 exons. Gene Ontology annotation, cellular component: ribosome; cytosolic large ribosomal subunit.